GGAAGGAUGGAUGGACAGACGGACGGACAGAUGGACAGAAGGGUGGGUGGGUGGAAGAGAUGGACAGACGGACGGAUGGAGGGAUGGAAGAAUGAAUGGCCGGAUGGAUAGAAAGAAAAGUGGACAGAUGGACAAAUGGGGGGAUGGAUGGACAGAAGGAUGAAUGGAAUGUCUGAAAGGUGGGGGGGUGGGUGGAAGAGUGGAUGGACAGAUGGAUGGACAGACGGACAGAUGGAGGAAUGAAUAGAAAGGGAGAUGGAUGGUGGGACAGACGGACAAAUGGGAGGAUGGGAUGGACAAACGGAUGAAUGGAAGGACAGAAAGGUGGAUGGGUGGAAGAAUGGAGGGACAGACGGAUGAAUGGGCGAAUGGACGGACGGAUGGAUGGAUGGAAAGACAGACGGAUGGAUGGAAGAAUGAUUGGCUGGGUGGAUAGAAAGACAGGCAGAUGGACAGACGGACAGAUGGGGGGAUGGAUGGACAGAAGGCUGAACGGAAAGUCUGAAAGACGGGUGGGUGGAAGAACGGAUGGACAGACAGAUGGACGAAUGGGCGGAUGGAUGGAUGGACAGAAGGACGGAUGGACAGAAGGACGGAUGGGUGAACGGGUGGACAGACAAACGGAUGGAUGGAAGAAUGAAUGGCUGGAUGGAUAGAAAGACAGGCAGAUGGACAGACGGACAGAUGGGGGGGAUAGAUGGACAGAAGGCUGAACGGAAAGUCUGAAAGACGGGUGGGUGGAAGAACGGACGGACAGACGGAUGGACGAAUGGGCGGAUGGAUGGAUGGACAGAAGGACGGAUGGGUGAACGGGUGGACAGACAAACGGAUGGAUGGAAGAAUGAAUGGCUGGAUGGAUAGAAAGACAGGCGGACAGACGGACAGAUGGGGGGAUGGAUGGACAGAAGGCUGAACGGAAAGUCUGAAAGGUGGGUGGGUGGAAGAACGGAUGGACAGACGGAUGGAUGAAUGGGCGGAUGGAUGGAUGGACAGAAGGAUGGAUGGACAGAAGGACGGAUGGGUGAACGGGUGGACACAUAAACGGAUGGAUGGAAGAAUGAAUGGCUGGAUGGAUAGAAAGGCAGGCAGAUGGACAGACGGACAGAUGGGGGGGAUGGAUGGACAGAAGGCUGAAUGGAAAGUCUGAAAGACGGAUGGGUGGAAGAACGGAUGGACAGACGGAUGGACGAAUGGGCAGAUGGAUGGAUGGAUGGAUGGACAGAAGGACGGAUGGACAGAAGGAUGGAUGGGUGAACGGGUGGACACACAAACGGAUGGAUGGAAGAAUGAAUGGCUGGAUGGAUAGAAAGACAGGCGGAUGGACAGACGGACAGAUGGGGGGAUGGAUGGACAGAAGGCUGAACGGCAAGUCUGAAAGACGGGUGGGUGGAAGAACGGACGGACAGACGGACGGCUGGAAAGACGGACGGAGGGCCGCAUCGCGGCGCUGUCCGUGGUGCUGACGUCGAGCUGGGCGUUACGCUGGUGCGGUGCUGGCCGCGGUGCUGAAGCGAUGCUGACUGUGGUGCUGAUCCGGUGCUGGUCGUGGUGCCGAUUGGGGGCGCUGACCGUGGUGCUGACGUGGAGUCGGCCGUAGUGCCGAAGCCGUACUGACCGUGGUGCUGGUGCGGAGCUCUCCGUGGUGCUGGUGCUGCUGCGGAGCUCUCCGUGGUGCUGGUGCUGCUGCGGAGCUCUCCGUGGUGCUGGUGCUGCUGCGGAGCUCUCCGUGGUGCUGGUGCGGAGCUCUCCGUGGUGCUGGUGCGGAGCUCUCCGUGGUGCUGGUGCGGAGCUCUCCGUGGUGCUGGUGCGGAGCUCUCCGUGGUGCGGACCCGGUGCCCCCCUGAUGCAUUGCAGGUGCUGGAGGCGGCGCUGCUGGCGGAGCGUUUGGUGCAGCGCUACGAGGAGAUGGCGGCGGAGCUGCUGGGCUGGAUCGACCGCACCAUCACGGCCCUCAACGAUCGCCAGUGGGGAUCUAUGGGGCUGAGCGGGGUGCAGAGCCAGCUGCAGGCCUUCAACACCUACCGCACCGUGGAGAAACCCCCCAAGUUCACUGAGAAGGGUCACCUGGAGGUGCUGCUGUUCACCAUUCGGAGCCGGAUGCGCUCCAACAACCAGAAGGUGUUCGUGCCGCGCGACGGAACGCUGCUGGCCGACAUCAACCGGGUGCGUCUGCCCCAUAGGAACCCAGAGCCACCCCCAGGGACCCAUAGAGACCCACGGAGAUCCCACAGAGAUUUCCACAGACCCAUGGAGACCAACGGGGACCCUAUAGAGACCCACAGAUUCCCCAUAGGGAUUGAUAGGGACCCACAGGAACCCGUAGAGAUGACACAGAGACCCAUAGAGACCAGCGGGGACCCUAUAGAGACCCACAGAUUCCCCAUAGGGAUUGAUAGGGACCCACAGGAACCCGUGGAGAUGCCACAGAGACCCAUAGAGACGCACAGGGACGCACACAGACCCCAUAGGGAUCCACAGGGACCCAUAGAAACUUGUGGAGACCUACAGACACCCACGGUGACCCAUAGAGACCCAGCACCCCACAGAGAGAGCGCCUGGAGGCUCAAUGUCCCCAUAUCCCCGUAACCCCAUCGCCCCACAACCCCACAUCCGCAUCACCCCAUAACCACCGCACAACCCCAUAUGUGUGUGCGUGUCCCCAUUACCCCAUAACCACCCAUCACCCCACGACCGC
Messenger RNA from Meleagris gallopavo (turkey), 2695 nucleotides. The record is from RefSeq and is a predicted model, not a curated record. Lineage: Eukaryota; Metazoa; Chordata; Aves; Galliformes; Phasianidae.